CGCUCGGACUGCAGAGCGGCGUCCUGGGGACCAAGGGGGCAUUUGAGGUCUGGGGAGGGAGCGGUGAGGAACCAGGUCCCGAGGAAACGCCGCGGGAGUGGUCAGAUUGCCUCCUGGAGCGCCUACAAAGUAAAGCCGGGAGACCGUCUGCAGCUAUUUCCUUUCGAGUUACAGCCAGGGCUUCGGGAGGACAGAUAACUGGGAUUUUAGAGCAAAAGGUGCUCUGGGCGCUCAGAGAUGCGGAGGAUCCAGUGGCCUCGGAAUAGGCAGAAAAGGUCUUGUGGAGAAUGGAGGGCUGAUGCUCCGGAGGACCGGAUUUCUGUCGACGGUAGUUGCUUCGGAGGGAGAGCAUACCUGGACUAGGGGGAAAGCACCGGAAGGAGAAGAGGCCUGAGGCUGUCCAAAUAGAGAAACCUUGGAUCAUCUUUGAUUUGACCCAUGACUUCUUGAAGUAGAGUCAGAAUCUCCGCACAAACCAGGACUCCUGGACAGCUCUCCCCUGUUGCCUGCGGACCCAAGCUCAUUUUUCUCCCUCUCCGGUCACUUCUGCCUCUGUAAAUUGACAUGUUUCUGUGGCUCUGUGAGUCCUUUCUGCGCUUCCUAGUGACUCAUUUUCAACGUGCCCUAGGGUAGGCCCAUGCUGUUUAGCGUAAUUGCGCAAAAUCUGGACUCACGGUCCUUUUUAGAGACUUCUCCAGUCACACAGUAGUUGUAUGUAUUCACCUCUCAUCUGCAAGCGUCAUUUUUUAAAAGUUUGUUUGAAUUUAGGACUCCGUUUGGGUUAGAUUGGGUACACUUCGUAUUCCCAUCAAACACCAUUUAUUGAUAUGAAUUAUGUAGCCUUUAUAAGUGUGUACUUUGUAUCAAAGUGGAUACAUAUCACAACUUAUCCAAAAUAGACCUUUGGAGAGAGACUGGCAGCUGGGCUGGUAGACAGACUAGACAGUAAAGAGAAGAUGGGGAAAGAGUCUCAGGGCUUUGCCGGGAUCCAGUUCAGUCCUGUCCUAGCCAGACCUCAAAUAUUAUUAUAAAUAUUAGUAUAAAUUAGUAUGUUAGCCUUCUGGUGUCUGCCUCAGGCGUGUGUGUUUUGAUUAGUUCAAGUCUCUUAGGGCCGGAUAGUCCGUGGGGACAAAAAGCAACAAUAAUAAAGCCACGUCGGGCUCUGCAACACAGCUCUCCUACUUGCUGAUGUAUGUACCGCUGCCAUCUGCUCCAUGGUAGUGUUAACAAAUCUUGUAACGGGAUGAGAACCAGUGCACGUUGGAUCGUGCCAAAUCACCUGUUGGUAUCCUAUUUUAAUCUUGUGAAGAGUUUAACAUCUGCCUUUCCAAAUAUGUAUAGUAUAUCAAGGUUCCAGCACACAACGUCGGCCGCGUGCUGUUGUAGUAAGACACGGAGUGGUGAGAAAUACACUGAUCCUUUUAAACUUGGUUGGAGGGACUUGAAAGGUCUGUAUGAGGACAUUAGAAAGGAACUUCUCAUAUCUACAACAGAACUUAAGGAAAUGUCUGAAUAUUACUUUGAUGGAAAAGGAAAAGCCUUUCGACCAAUUAUUGUGGUGCUAAUGGCCCGAGCCUGUAAUAGCCAUCAUGAUAACUCCCGAUCCGAUGUCCAGUUUUCACAAGAUGAUUGCUGAGAAGGUUCUAGGCGGCGUCUGUGUUAAAAAGCCUUGCUUUCUGUUAACUAGAGAUGUGCAAGCCAGCCAGCGCUCCAUAGCCUUAAUUGCAGAAAUGAUCCACACUGCUAGUCUGGUUCACGACGACGUUAUUGACGAUGCACGUUCUCGGAGAGGAAAACACACAGUUAAUAAGAUCUGGGGUGAAAAGAAGGCUGUUCUUGCUGGAGAUUUAAUUCUUUCUGCAGCAUCUAUAGCUCUGGCACGAAUUGGAAAUACAACUGUUAUAUCUAUUUUAACCCAGGUUAUUGAAGAUUUGGUGCGUGGUGAAUUUCUUCAGCUAGGGUCGAAAGAAAAUGAGAAUGAAAGAUUUGCACACUACUUGGAAAAGACCUUCAAGAAGACUGCCAGUCUGAUAGCCAACAGCUGUAAAGCAGUCUCGGUCCUGGGAUGCCCUGACCCAGUGGUGCAUGAGAUUGCCUAUCAGUACGGAAAAAAUGUGGGAAUAGCUUUUCAGCUGAUAGAUGAUGUACUGGACUUCACCUCGUGCUCUGACCAGAUGGGCAAACCGACAUCAGCCGAUCUGAAGCUCGGGUUAGCCACUGGCCCUGUCUUAUUUGCUUGUCAGCAGUUCCCAGAAAUGAAUGCGAUGAUAAUGAGACGGUUCAGUUUGCCAGGAGAUGUGGACAGAGCUCGACAAUACGUAUUACAGAGUGAUGGUGUGCAACAAACAACCUACCUCGCCCAGCGGUACUGCCAUGAGGCAGUAAGAGAGAUCAGUAAACUUCGACCAUCCCCGGAAAGAGAUGCCCUCAUACAACUUUCAGAAAUUGUCCUCACAAGAGAUAAAUGACAGCUCUUUCUGUUAUUUCUGGCAGCUAUUUUACCACACUGUGCCUAAAGAAUUUUGUCGAAUAUACUUUGCUUCAUGUGCAGAUAACCAAAAAUCAUUUUAAAAAAUCAUUUCAACCUUAUCGAUGGGCAAUUAUUUUUUAUUGGCAAAGUUUUUCAGAAAACUUUUUAAAUGUAAUUAAACCAUCUGAUUC
Molecule: messenger RNA, 2661 nt
Organism: Equus caballus (horse)
Lineage: Eukaryota; Metazoa; Chordata; Mammalia; Perissodactyla; Equidae
Source: RefSeq, a predicted model, not a curated record